AUGGACCACAAGGAUUUGACAAUAGGAAUAGUGUUCUUAUUUCAGACUACAGUUGGAAUUCUGGGAAAUUUCUCUCUUCUUUCCUGCUACCUUAUCCAAUACUACACCAAACAGACAUUAAAGACCACAGAUUUGAUUCUUACACACAUGUUCACAGCCAACUCCUUGAUCAUUUUUUCUAAAGGAUUACUUCAUACAAUGAGAGCUUUUGGGAUGGAAAGAUUCAUCAAUGAUUUUGGCUGUAAAUUUCUUUUGUAUAUUCAAAGACUAGGCAGAAGCAUGUCCAUAGGCAUGACCUGCUUCUUGAGUGUUUUCCAGGCCAUCACCAUCAGCCCUGGGAACUCUUUUCUGUUGGGCUUUGAAGUCAAAGCUCCAAAGCAUAAUGGAAUGUACACCUCCCUCUGCUGGAUUCUCUACAUGGCAGUAAAUAUGAUUUUUCCCCUGUAUAUGUAUACCAAAGAGAACAGCAAGAAUCUGACAUACGAUAGUGAUUUGAAAUACUGCUCCACUCCAGGUUAUGAUGACCUUGGAAGCUCAUUAUAUGCUGUGGUAAUUGUUCUUCCUGAAAUUUUGUUUUCUGUCAUCAUUGUUUGGUCCAGCAGCUCCAUGAUUAUCAUUCUGUAUAGGCACAAACAACGGGUUCAACAUAUCCACAGCACCAGUGUUUCCUCCAGAACAUCCACUGAGUCCAAAGCCACCUGCCGCAUAAUGGCCCUGGUGUCAACAUUUAUAGGUUUUUAUGCCCUCUCUUCCAUCUUACAAGGUUGCGUUGCUCUCACAUAUAAACCUGGUUGGUGGUUGGUUAACAUUACUGCAAUCAUUUCAAUGUGUUUUCCUACUUUGGGGCCAUUUUUUUGUGAGCCAUGA
Peromyscus leucopus (white-footed mouse) is the source of this 867-nucleotide messenger RNA. RefSeq names its product vomeronasal type-1 receptor 4-like. Lineage: Eukaryota; Metazoa; Chordata; Mammalia; Rodentia; Cricetidae. The coding region runs from base 1 to 867 and encodes 288 amino acids. Gene Ontology annotation, biological process: G protein-coupled receptor signaling pathway. The transcript has a single exon. The record is from RefSeq and is a predicted model, not a curated record. Gene Ontology annotation, molecular function: pheromone receptor activity. Gene Ontology annotation, cellular component: membrane.